GCGCCAUUCUCGUACGGACGAUUCUUGUCCCCAAUUUGGCGAGAGAAUCCACAGAAAAGCAAAGCAGGAGGACGAACCGAAACCCUCACGAAGCCCGUUACUCAGAAGUCAGAAACAAAGAAGGAGCAAUCAAUUCAGAGUUGAGAACAAGUAGAGUAAGAGAGGGGAAUGGCGGAGAAGAAGGAGAUCGUGCCGCCGAAAUACGACCUGGACGCCAAAUGGGACGCGUGUCUCGAUCUCACGGUCCGCCGCGUAGUCUACUCGUCCUUGGCCGGCGCCUUCGGUGGCCUUCUCUUAUUCAGGAGUCCUGUUACUCGCUGGGCAUCUGUUGCUUUUGGUGCUGGCGUGGGCAUUGGAUCUGCGUACACAGACUGUUCUCGUUUAUUUGAUGGAUCUCCUGCAAAGUUAGCAACUCCUGAGAUCACAGAGACUCCUGCUCACCAGGUUUCAUCAAGUGAUUUGUUGGCAGCUCCUGAGAUCACAGAUACUCCUUCUCCUCAGGGUGCCCAGGACUGAGAAUUGAUUCUCUCCAAGUUACUCCCAAGUUGGCUGGGCAAAAUCAGAGUUUUCUUGAGAUUUGUGGUUUUUUUUCACAACAAUGGCGUAGUACAAACAUUGUUCUUGAUGGAUAAAUGAUAACCUGGUGUAGUCAAAUUCAAGUGUCUUUUGUUUUGUAAUCCUAUUUUCUUGAGAGGAAUUUACUUUGGGUAAGAAAAGGAAGAAAUAAUUGCUUUUGUUGCAGUGU
Messenger RNA from Corylus avellana, 745 nucleotides. NCBI's taxonomy places the organism in Eukaryota, Viridiplantae, Streptophyta, Magnoliopsida, Fagales, Betulaceae. The record is from RefSeq and is a predicted model, not a curated record.